This is a messenger RNA of Phytophthora infestans T30-4, 1581 nucleotides long. RefSeq lists its product as uncharacterized. NCBI's taxonomy places the organism in Eukaryota, Oomycota, Peronosporomycetes, Peronosporales, Peronosporaceae. The transcript has a single exon. Bases 1 to 1581 code for a protein of 526 amino acids. The record is from RefSeq and is a predicted model, not a curated record.
AUGGACGAGGUGGCAUUUGUGGAAUCGCUGUUCGCGCCCGAGAUGCGAGCGGCCGUUGCUACCUCGAGUCUCUUCCCGUCCUCGAUGCCGCUUCCGUCUUGCGGCAGAGUCAAAGCGCUCACGGCAGAGCGCGCCCUCGUGCCCACGCCCCCAAGCAGCGGCAAUUUCGUGCCCCCUCCGCCCAACUCACUGCUGGGCGGCGGCAUCGCGCUCACUCAAAUCCAGGCGCCGUUCCAGCCUCCUACGUCCGAAGACGCGCCGCUGUUCGCGCGACUCAAUGAGGACGACAUGUUCGGUCAAAUGCUCAGCGAUCAGGAUUUCCCCGACUUGAAUAGCUUCAAAAAGGAACCGGAACAUGUUGCGAACAAACCCACAAGUGGCACCAACUCGCUGCUACUGGAACCGUUGGAUUUGCCGCGAAACGGUGGAGAGCAAGGCCUGAAAGACGUGUUCUACAACUGCCAUCAGUAUCGAUCACCCCCUUCGUCCAGUGGUGCUAUGAAUAGCUCCAGUGUUACGAGGGGUGGGAUCUGUUCCACUAACGUCAGCUCGAGUAACACCGGCUAUGGCCUCGACUCCAACAUGAUGCCGGUGUUUCCCUUGGGAAGUCAACCGUAUUACGGCAACUAUGCGGGUUUUCCCCCACUUUCUCCCGCCACCCACGCGUGGAUGCAAGAAACGUCCUCUAAUAAUUUCCAGAGAGGCCACUCGAUGAAAAACAUGGUCGUCAUGGCCAGCAUGGGCUUGUCUUCCCCCAUGGUGCAACAUCAACCCAGUCCUGGGGCCGUAGACAUGUUCAAUCCAGCUGCAACAAACCCGCAACAACCUCCAUCCCCAGGAGUGUGGGUCUCUUCAUUGAGAAACAAUCAUUCUGAAGUUUCCCUUUCUGAAGAACGCAAAACGACGAAUAUGUUAGAUGUCCUCAAGGCAUCAGUGGAGCGACCUCCGUUCUCACUAACCAUCUCACCUCCUGCCUCCUUAACCAACAAGGCGCUGAAAGAGCUCAUCGUAUCGGCGGAUUUCGCUACGCCACCGAUGAUGGCUCGACCUAAGCGAGCCCGAACGGACUCGGGUAGUCAACCUAAAGCAAAAGCUGCACGAACGGCGUCACCGUCGCCUGUCGGUCAGGAAAACCUAAGUGCCAAGGCUAAUGUCAAAACUACUAAAGGCAAGAAAUGCAUCGAGGAUGGCUGCACCCGUCGUGCUCAGUCUAACAGUCGCUGCAAGGCGCAUGGAGGCGGUGCACGGUGUCAAUACUCGGGACCUGGUGGCUGCAACCGCAGUAGUCAAGGCGGUGGGUUCUGCCGUGCACAUGGCGGAGGCAAACGCUGCGAGUUCCCGGGCUGUACACGUGGGCAACAACGUAAAGGCCGCUGCUACGUCCAUGGCGGCAUCCGCAAAUGCCAAUUCGGCAACUGCGAGAAGAAAGAUCGAGGCAAUGGCUUUUGCAUCUCACACGGAGGUGGUAAACGGUGCGAACACUCUGGGUGUUCGCGAGCGGUUCGACGAGGACUUUUGUGCCAGAUCCACGAAACGCAGAGUGCUGCAGAGAUGGGCGAAGCGCAGAGCUUCGUGCUGUAG